AUGAGGCGGAGAAUUACCUUUAUCCACAGACCGGAAGACGGUAUUGACCCUAGCUCCAUCCAGGUUGCCCAUGGUAGCAUCACAGGUCCCGUCCUUUUGGCUGCCAGGGAAGAGCGCCUCACGCUGGACGUAGAUGAGCUCCCUGGCAAUCUUGCCUUGGCUCUCAAGAACCUCACUCAAGAUAUUCAUAUCAGGUGGACCACGUCGGCACCCUAUGAAACUACGGAGCCCCUGAGCUCACGCAUCUCCCCUGGGCUUCACAUCUUGUACACACCUCUCGGUCAAGGCCCUGAAGAUUCGACACGUAUCUGCUCCCUCAUUGAGGGCUACUUCGGCCCCCUUGGCUGUGAGAACCCCGAGUCAUUCAUCGAUGUGCCCUCAGACGAUGCAGCCAAGCGAGGACUUUUGCUGUAUUACGAAAUCUACGAGAAGCUAGAUGACUUCAUCAGCAAGGCCAAACCAACCCUCUGUCCGUCGUCCAGUAAUGAUGAUGAGUGUUCCGCACGUGUUCAGGCGCUCGCUAGCGCUGCGUCCCUCGAUAUCUCCUGGAUCCAUGCUUCCCAAACUCUCAGAGUAACCGCCCUAUGGCCUACCGGGCCCCAGGUCUUGAGUGCCAAGUCCACAGCGGAACACAGAGCCGAAGUGGGGAUUUUCUCGACCGACCCGUUGGCGGGCGAACCGCACGAAAUCGGACUCGGUGGGCUCGUCGCAACUGCAGCGGCCGAUGAGACCAAAGAACCUUCCAUUGUGGCUUACGCUAUCCCGUCCCGCCAUCGACAGGCCGAGUCGAGCUUCUCGGUGAAGGUCCUUGAGCCACAGGGCCUUCAUCCCACCUUACAGCUGGCCGUGUCAUCGGCUCAUCCACCCUCUGCAGAUGAUACGAACUCAGGAUACGAGGAGCAAUGUACUCUACACGCAUACCUUACGCUUCCAAGGACCAUUUUUGCCGACCGGUACCAAUUGGCCGAUGGCCUCUUCAUGGCUUCGAAGAACCUCACCAAACUUAGGUAUGCCAGCCAACCAGUUGAUCUCGAAAUGCCCGAAUACAAAACUCCUCAAUGGGGAUCAACGGUUCUCCUCGACCUCGCCCCACCUACCAAUAGCGAUUCACCCUGGACGGCUGAAGUCCCUCUCCACUUACGCUACAUGCCACCGACGCCCGGUGGCCUCUCUCACACCGAAGUGCCCUACCCUGCAGUUUUCUGGACCUGCAAGGCCAACGAGGACACUCCAUUUACCGAUAACCCCUUUGACCGAGCCAACGUAGGCUAUGACAGCUUGUUUGGACCCCAUGCGGUCUACUGGCACGUGCAGCCCCUUCCCAACGCAGAGGACAACCGACUAGUCACGACGUUGCGUGUCCCUGUCUUGGCUGUAGAGAAGUCGAGUUGGGUUGAAACAGGGACGACACUGACGAUUUUGCUUGGGUUCGGCUGGGUCUUGAUCUCUUUGUUCUUUGCCGCUCGACGCAGUGGGAACGAGAAGAAGGCACAGGCCGCGACGAAGAAGAAACAGUAG
Scedosporium apiospermum is the source of this 1518-nucleotide messenger RNA. Its product is annotated as Protein pbn-1. The record is from RefSeq and is a predicted model, not a curated record. The coding region runs from base 1 to 1518 and encodes 505 amino acids. Gene Ontology annotation, molecular function: mannosyltransferase activity. NCBI's taxonomy places the organism in Eukaryota, Fungi, Ascomycota, Sordariomycetes, Microascales, Microascaceae. Gene Ontology annotation, cellular component: glycosylphosphatidylinositol-mannosyltransferase I complex; endoplasmic reticulum membrane. Gene Ontology annotation, biological process: GPI anchor biosynthetic process; protein processing. The transcript is spliced from 2 exons.